This is a messenger RNA of Uranotaenia lowii, 3507 nucleotides long. It is a transcript of the gene dlp, whose product is annotated as glypican-6. The transcript is spliced from 6 exons. Gene Ontology annotation, biological process: cell migration; regulation of protein localization to membrane; regulation of signal transduction. Gene Ontology annotation, cellular component: extracellular region; cell surface; synapse. Bases 63 to 1784 code for a protein of 573 amino acids. The record is from RefSeq and is a predicted model, not a curated record. NCBI's taxonomy places the organism in Eukaryota, Metazoa, Arthropoda, Insecta, Diptera, Culicidae.
UUUUCUUUUCCGCAGAUUUCUUCAAACAACUGUUGAUCGAAUCAAAGGCAGAAUUCCACACGAUGUUCAAGCGCACUUAUGGCACAAUUUACGAACAGAAUGCCUACGUUUUCGCAGAUCUGUUCGCCGAAUUGGAACGGUACUAUGCCAAUGGAAAGGUAGAUCUUGGCGAGGCCAUGGACUCGUUCUUCAACGUGCUGUAUCAAAAAAUGUUCACCGUACUCAACUCCCAAUACUCGUUCAACAAUAAAUACCUCGGCUGUGUCAGCGAGCAUAUGAAGGAUCUGAAACCAUUUGGAGAUGUCCCCGAUAAGCUCUCGGUGCAGAUCAAGCGAUCAUUUGUCGCCACACGCACCUUCGCUCAAGCCCUAAGCUCAGCUGCUGAAGUUGCCAAAAAUAUGAUCAAUGUACGACUAACAGCCGAAUGCACUGCGCCGCUAACCAAGAUGAGUACCUGUAACACCUGUGCUGGGUUUUUGCAAAAACCAUGCUCGUCUUACUGCGUGAAUGUGAUGCGUGGAUGUUUGCAAAACUAUCUGGAACUGGACGCUGAAUGGGAUUCAUUCGUUGCAACCAUGGAGCGAGUUUCCGAUCGGCUUCUGGGCCCAUUCAACAUUGUGAUGGUAGUUGAACCGAUCAAUAUUAAAAUCUCCGAAGCAAUUAUGAAUUUUCAGGAAACUGGCCAGGAUAUUUCAAAUCGUGUUUUCCAAGGUUGCGGUAAACCCGCCCUCGGACGCCGAAGACGAGCAAUCAAUACCAAUCCAUUCGUGGAACCAAAAUUGCUCAGAAACCAUGGACUCUCGAACGACGAUUCCAAAGCUCACGAUUACGAUAGUGAUAUAUUUAUUUUGGAAGAUGAAAGUACUGUGGACGAACGGCAAAAGCGCAAUGCACAGGAUUCCUCCAGCCGGGAGCUAAAGUACGAACCUGUUCAAUUCUCCAAUGGCGAAAUCCAAUUCACCAAUAGCAAUAACCCUCCGAGCAAUCACCAACCAGGAGGGCAGGCAUCCAGUGUUGUCAACAACCGAAACAAUAAGCGGAAAAACAAUCGCAAAUCGAACGAAGAAGAAGAGAACACUCGAGAACCUAUCGACAAACUAAUAAAGGAUAUCCGCCAACGGGUGAAGGAUUCGAAGAAAUUCUGGUCGAAUUUGCCGUACAUUCUAUGUAACAAUGAAGAUGUUGCGGCGCCUCCCAGUAGUGAUGGCAAUUGUUGGAAUGGAGUGACCGUUGAUCGAUACCUCCAUAAUGUGGCAACUGAGGCUGAAAAAAAUCCAGAAUUCCCAAAUCGCUCGUCCAGCAGUCGACAAAGUGUAAUAGUCCAGCAGCAAUUGUACACGUUGAGGACCGCCAUUAGUCAGUUGCGUAAUGCCUACAAUGGUCACGAUGUAGAAUGGACUGAUCAAGAAGACAACUAUUAUGGUAGCGGAUCCGGUGGCGGCAGUGGUAUUGAUGAUGAAGACGAUACGGGAUCCGGAUUAGGUCCAUGGGAAAUUGAUGAACGCAGACCAGGCCUGCCAGAAAUAUCUACCGGAAUUUCUUCUGGUGGUACUGGCAAAGAUGGCAGCGGAAGAAGUGAUAUAGUCAACGAAGUCGACUACACUAGCCUUCGAGAUCUUCCCAAAGGUGAUAACAGUGGUAGUGGAGGAACUACCAGUACAGCAGGUUCCAGUUCACGAUUCGUGAUUUCGACUCAGUUGAUGUUUAUAAGCCAAGUGGUGUUACAGUUACUGCUUCCUUUAGCAGCAGCGAGGUUCCGCGGUUUGCUAGCCGUUGUACUGUGAUUUCUCUGAAUACCAAUUGUAUAAAUUGUAUUAUGUUGACUGGUUUUACCUAGUACCAACUAUUCAAAUCGUUGAGCGAGCGGAAGUGUGGAUUAACCAUAUAGAAUGUAUCUCAAGAUUGAACUAUCGUUUCAAGUAUGAAAGUUGUGCAUAUAUUUUAGGUAGAUCUUUUUAAUUUUGUAGGAAUGUUACUGUAUACGUUCUAAUGUGAUGAAAAUUGUUUUUUGGCGUUAUAAAGCUAAAAAUGCAGUCAAUAAUACGUAAUUUAAAAACUUUCUGAUUUCAAUACUGUCUAACUGUAUGUGAAAGUUGUUACUUAUAAAGUCAGUAGAAAAUAUCAUUAGGAAACUCUUCGCUCGAACGUAUAUCUUCCUUCACUUGCUAUCAAUUUUGUGUUAACAAACAAGUCUAAAACGGCAUUUAAUGUAACAACAGUAAUUAAUUUUUAGUGGUAUGGUAAUUGCUUUCUAGUGUUUACUACUUAAGCAUUGAAUCGAUUUGUACUGAGUACUUAAUUCCUGCCUGCCUCAUAUUAUAAACCGAUUAUUUAGUGGCAAAUAUCAACUUAAUAUUAAUUUUUGUACCUUAUUCUGCCUGCCAAUUAGUAACAAAUGAUUAUUUAAAUGUUCAACUAAAAUGCCAUUAUGCAACCAUUCCUUCCACUCUUUCGCUUUUACGUUUCAGUUUUCAACAAAGGAAGUAUGGAUCAAAUUCGAUUUCAUUAAUCAUAUUUUUAGGCCCCAAUGAAACUCUAGUCAAAUUAAAUAGUAAAAUUCUGCUUCCUUUGUAUUCUGAAAUAAUCAGAAAGCAGCAUCAGUAUUCGCUUAAAUGUUUCCAUUUCCUCACUUCCGUGAUUGCACUAAUCAGACACUAGUAACGUCCCACGUACAGUUAACACAUUUGUAAAUAUAUUUGUUUUUUUUUUAACAACAUAGAUAGUAUAACAAAAUGAAUCAAGUGAGAAUUAUGAAAGCGUGUAAAUUGAAAGCGUUAGCUAUAUUUAUUACUCUGUAAUAAUAAUAUAUUGUAUCGUGUAGAAAAUAUGUUUAAAUAGCGCUAGAUAUUGUUGUAAAAAAUAAAAUAAACAAAUAGCAACAAAGUUAUAACGACACAAGCUCGUUCAGCCAACUAAAUCUCUUAAACACAAAUUUGGUCAGCAUGUGCUGUUCAAUAACGAGUAUACAAACUGUUGAAUACGUCUCCUUGUGACUUGGAUAAAAGCGCGAAUCAAUCAUACAGGGGUUUUUUAGAAACGUAAGAAAACAUGAAAUGUGUGUUUGUACCUACAUACCAAUCAAAUGACCAUUUGAGUAAAAACAGAAAGAAAGUAAAGAUAUGGAUGGAGGCGCUUAGACCAUCCUAGACUCAACUCGAAACUGACCACUUCCAGUUAUUUCCGUUUUCUUCCGUUGUAGAAUGGCAACAUUUUGACAUAACAGCAGAAUUCAUAUCAGUGUGAAAAAGAAGAUUAUAGCAAAACACAGUGUCAGUAACUUGGCAAUUGUUGUACCACACGCACAUUUUUAGAAUAAUCAAUCAAAAAUGGUUACAAAAAAAAAAAAUUGAACUGUCCCGCAUUUACAAUGGAGUCAUCCCAACAGUGAGAUACAAUGGCAUGGUGAUACUGAGAAUAGAGUGUAUGAAUUAAUUUAUAUAAAAAAAAUGCAACAGAGUAUUGUCUAUAUAAAAUUUAUAUGCCAGAAAUAAAAGCCAAUUUAUAGUA